AAGGGAGAGGGCUAAAGUAAAAAUUAAUUAAUAGGUAAAAAAAAACAUAAUUGUAAAUAAAUUAAAAAAAAAAGAGUGGACAAUAUGUAGUUUCUUUCCCCCACUUUAGCAAACAGUUAUUAAAAUAAUUGUAAAUUUUUACAUUUAUACAGCAACAAAUCUGUUCAGAGCCAAAGACAAACCCUCAAACAACGAAGAUAAAAUUAAAAAUAGCAAAUAAAUAAAUAAACAAAAGGGGAGAGGAGACUAUAGCACAUACAGAGAAGCUUAAUCCUCCUCUAGAGCAUAUACAUAAAUAAAUAUAUAUAAAUAUAUGUGAGAGAACCAAAGUUUCUCCAGUGUAAAUUAAAGCUCGUUCUUCCUUAAUCGUCCUCUGGGUUUAAACGUAGAAGAGACGGCGCCAUGUUGGAGAACAUGUCCAGACGUAACCGCUCGCUGCUGUCCCUGUCCCUCACGUCUCUGGCCCUCACCCUCUCCGUCUCCGCCUUCUGUACGUCCUACUGGUGCGAGGGGACGCACAAGGUGGUGAAGCCGCUCUGCCUUUCUCCGGUCAAGAUGAAGAACUGUGGCCAGAACAACAGCCAGCCGUACACAACGGAGGCCCCGACGCCGGACCCCAGGAACCCGACCCCCAACAUGACGCUGUCCCCGCUGCAGAAGGAGGAGCUGGCCCGGAUCCGGAGGAGGCAGCUGGCCAACGCCGUGCAGUACAUCUGGGAGACGGGAGAGGACAAAUACAUGCUGAGAUACUUCCACACCGGCUUCUGGCUCUCCUGUGAGAAACACAACGAAGGUAACGAUCAGGAGGAAAAGUGUCGCAGCUUCAUCGAGUUGACGCCCGGAGAGACUCAAGGCGUGCUGUGGCUGUCCGUCAUCAGCGAGUUCAUGUACAUCGGCCUCCUGGCCAUGGGCUUCCUGCUCAUGUGUGUGGAGGUCCUGUGUCUGUGCGCCAAGAGGGAGAUGAACGCCCUCAAGAUCAACGCCUACGCCGCCAUGUGCACCGUCCUCUCAGGCAUGAUGGGGAUGGUAGCUCACAUGAUGUACACCACAGUGUUUCAGAUGACCGUGAGCAUCGGCCCCAAAGACUGGAGGCCUCAGACCUGGGACUACGGCUGGUCCUUCGCCAUGGCGUGGCUGUCGUUCAGCUGCUGCAUGGCCGCCGCCGUGGCAACGCUGAACUCCUACACCAAGACCAUCAUCGAGAUGAAGCACCGGGCCAGGGUCCGGCUGGAGGAGGCCAGGGCGGCCACCAGCGCUCCCUCCUACGAGGAGGUCGUCCGAGGCAACGUCGGAUUAGGAGGAGGAGCAGGAGGAGUAGGACUAAUAGGAGGAGGGGUUUACUCCGUCAGCCAGCUGAUUCAGCUCGGCCAGCAGGGGGCGCUGAUCGACCCGCUGUGGCCCAGAGGAGUGGGACCGGCUGUGGGGCCUCUGGCGUGCAGCGCCGGUGGAGCUCUCCUCGUUGGAGGCGCAGGGAUCGGGGUUGGAGACAUCGGGACUGUUGGGGUCGACAUGGGGGUGGGAGGCAUGGGAGGCAUGGGAGGGAUGGGAGUCGGAGCAGUGGGCGGAGUCGGAGUGGGUGGGGGACGGCUGGUGGACCCUCAUGGCGUGGUGGUGUUGGAGGGGUGCAACGCCGAAGGAUGUGAAGACUGUGAGCGGGAGAUGGACGAGAUGGAUUACGCUCUGCAGGAGGAGCGAGAGGACUCACUCUGCUGAGAAUCUCAGGACAAAACUCCCCCAGCACUCAUUCAUGUUACUACGGUCAAAAAGACUUAGACACACACCGUCAAAAACCUUGGUUCACUUUAGGUCAACUUACGUCUGGACUAGUUUGGAAACGAGUAAUUCAAUUUUCCACCACUUGGGGCCAGAAGGACUCCAAACUCUGUAUUAUUUUGUUUUUUAACAAAGUAAUAUGCAUAAUAAGCUAAGACAACAACCUAGUGUUUCUGGCCAGUGACUCUACAGCAGCAUGGGAACCAAACCGACUUCACCAAUGGCUACGACUCCAUAGUCUCUUUAAAGCAGAGUCAACUAAUACAAUAAGCUCAGAGAGAUUCUCGGUGGAGACCAUCGCUGAGAUGAAACACCAGGCCGGUGUGGGACUGGACUUGGACCGCAACAUUGUGUUUCCAAACACCUGAUGAGUGUAAGUCCAAUAGAUCAUGUUUUUAUUCGUAGUUGGAGAGACUCUAGAGUUGUGAACUCAAAUAUAUUAAAACGUUGCAGUUGGGUUUUGAUUCUCACUGUCUUCAUACAGUUGUGUGAAAAUGUGUUGUCCCCCUUCCUGAUUUCUUUCUUUUUUCUUUUUUUUUUUUUUUGCAGGUUUGUCACACCUAAAUGUUUCAGAUCGUCAAACAAAUUUAAAUAUUAGUCAAAGAUAACACAAGUAAACACAAAAUUCUGUUUUUAAAUGAAGGUUUUUGUUAUUAAGGGGGGAAAAAAAUACAAACCUAGAGGUAGAUGUGGAACAGAGGAAGAAACUCAGAAAGGCAGUAGAUGAAGCAAAGGUCAGUUUCAAUGUGUAGAUUAUCCUCAAUGAAUCAUCAUAUCACUCAUAAGAGAAACUGGAUUAAUUAAGCAAAUUGUUGAGUAUUGGAGAGGCAGAGCAUAGAGCCUAACACCAACUUAUUUUUAUUUUUUUCCUGCAACAUCUGCUUUUUACACUCCAGUCCAGAGGGUGGUGGUAAUGCCCCAUUUUGUUGGUUGCCAACUGCCAAUAAAACGUGUAGAAGAAGAAAUGAAGCAGAUUCUCAAAAGCUACACAUUAUGCCGAGAUACAAAACUAUUCAGAAACAAAUGAAAGUAAUUGAGAUCUUUCAGUCUGGAAAAUGUUAUAAAGUUAUUUCUAAAGAUUUGGAACUCCAGUGAACAACACUGAGAGUCAUUAUUCACAAAAACCUUCCCAGGAGUGAACAAAAUUACCCCAAGAGCUCAAAGACGACUCAUCCACAAGGUCAGAAAAGACCCCACAACAACUUCCAAAGAACUGCAGGCCUCACUUGGCUCAGUUAAGGUCAGAGUUCAUGACUCCACCGUAAGAAAGAGUCUGGAUUAAAAUGGCCUCAUGGCAGAGUUCAAGACCAAAACCACUGAUGAGCUAAAAGAACAUAAAGGAUUGUCUCAGUUUGGCCUGAAAACAUCACGAUGAUCCCCAAGACUUUUGAGGAAAAUACUCUGUGAAGGUGACACAUUUAAGUGUGAGAAACAUGUAAAAAAAUAAAUAAAUAAAUAGAAAUCAGGAAGGUGGCCAACACUUUUUCACACCUCUGUAUCUGGUCAGGACAAAUCUGUGUUAAUGACGCUCCUGGAAAUGUUACUGCAGCAGCUGGAAAUCUGGAAAUUACAGGUAGAUCAAACCAAGAGCAAAUGGUGUCUGAAAUACUCAGAAGGAAAUAUUUCCUCCUCUCCUAAUACCCCUUUCAUAAUCCACUGAAAUCCCAUUCAUACUUGUAUCAAGACAUUUUCAGGUGGCACCACAUUGUUUUGUGAUGCUAUGCAAUGUCGAUUAUCUUCAUAUGAAUCAAGAAACAAUGUUUGAUUGUGUAAAUCCAGUGUCAUAGUGACUUCUUCAGGGACUGCGUGUAAAUGUGGGACUCACAAGGUCUUUGAAAGGAUGUGACUGUACCUAAAAGGUAAUUUAAAAGAUGUUGAAAAUGUGUCGAAAUAUUAUUUGCAUUCUUUUUUUUGUUUUUAAGUUUGUGUUCCUGUGACUUGGUAAAUAAACGUUUGUUGAAUGUCUUAUUGAUACAGAGUGCCUGCAAUCACCCCUUUUAUAGUUAAACUCUAUUAAUGGUGAGUUCUUAUUUGUUGAGAGAUGAUGAUGGUAAAAUCAUGAAAUCUAAAAAUGUUUUAUACUUGCAGCUUAAAUUGUGCUCAUUUCUUUUUUGCUUCUGCUUUUGUCCAUUUUAGUUGCGUGAAGGAAGUUGAGGGCUCCAUCGCUGACAUAAACUGAGAUAUUUCUAAGACCGUUCGAUAUAACGGGAUGAACUUUGGUACAGCCAUUCAUUGUUCCCAGACGAUAAACCUGACUGACUUUGGUGAUCCUUGACCUUUUCCUCUUGCUUCACCGCGAAAGCUAAAACUGGUAAUAUUUAGCGAAAUGUCUCAAAAUCGUCUGGCUGCAUUGAUGUCAUUUGAUAAAAACAAGAUACUUGUAAUCUACUAACUUUUAUAAUCAGUUAAUUUUCCUCCUUGCUCCAAUCAGAAUUUGUCCAAUGCUUUCAGAAUGAACUAAAUUCUGGUUGGCCUCGGUUGUGCUUUAUGUUUAGCCGGCAUGGACUGAAUCACGGAGAUACAGAUACAUCACAUCUAGGAACGAAAGAAACCAUGAGGAUCAAAGAUUACAGCUACACAGAGAUUUGGAUGUUGAGACAGAUGCUUUCAAAUGCUGGACAGGAGAUUAUGUCAGUAAUCUCCCCAGUCAGGCGAAAAGCAGAGAGAGAGGAGGAGAGAGAGAGGAGAGAUUGACAUAACACAUGCAGCGAGGCAGAGAUAAAGCAGACUCCCAGGCCACUGAACAAGAUGCGGAGAGUAAUUAAAAAUAUAAAUUACGAGGCUGAAUUAUACAAUACUUACACAACUGUCUAUGUAAAGAGAGAAAGUGCUACUGUUUUCUUGUAUUCCAGUUUAUUUUAAAUAUUGUGGGGAUUUUAGACGCUCCGGUUUUGCAAAAUUUGCGUCUUAUUCACAGUUUGUAUUAAUUGAUGUACUAAUUUUAUAUAUUUGCUAAAUAUAGUUCAGCAAACUUUGUUUAUAAGAGCCUCUGUGAUAUUGUUGUCUGGAUGAAUGUCUUACAUAGUAAUGGUUCAGUUUUGUUUUUUGUUUUUUUUUUGUAAAUUAAAUCAUUUGAAAUCAUAAUAAAUAAGCGGCUUGUGUGUACGGUAACAAACAAGACAGAUGUCUCAAAGAAAGUGGAA
Molecule: messenger RNA, 4916 nt
Organism: Mugil cephalus (flathead mullet)
Lineage: Eukaryota; Metazoa; Chordata; Actinopteri; Mugiliformes; Mugilidae
Product: germ cell-specific gene 1-like protein
Exons: 6
Coding region: 403-1713 (436 amino acids)
Cellular component (GO): plasma membrane
Source: RefSeq, a predicted model, not a curated record